AUGGCUGGAGUUCGUCUGUACAAUCUUUACGUACUCACAGUCUUGGGAUUGGGUGGCUUCACCUAUGGAUUCGGAUUCUCAGUUUUCGUGACUGCGGUGGGUCAACCAGGCUUUUAUAGCUACUUCAAACUCGACCCUGCUAGCACGUACGCUGCCAACAUUAUUGGGGCUGUAAAUGCCUUGUUCACGGCCGGAGCAGCAUUUGGCAGUCUGGCACAACCUCCUAUUGCUGACCGCUAUGGCCGGAGGAUGGCUCUCGCAACCGCAUCGCUGUGUUCUCUGAUUGGCGGUGCUCUUGCUGCAGGCUCCGUUCAUAUCGCCAUGCUUAUUGUGGUCCGCAUCACGCAAGGCUUUGGGCUGGGUAUGCUGCUCGCACUGGUCCCACUUUAUCUUUCCGAAAUUGCGGCUCCUCGACAGAGAGGUUUGGUCACCGGCGUGACUGUGCUGAGCUUCGGCACGGGGUUCUCUGUCUGCGCAUGGAUUGCCGUAGGAACCUAUUACGCAAAUCAGACAGUACAGUGGCGUGUUCCCCUGGCUCUUGCAUGCGCUUCACCACUCUUGAUGCUGAUUGCGUUGCUGACAAUACCAGAAACACCACGAUACCUCAUUUGGAAUGGUCGCAAAGAACAGGCUUGGAGCGUCCUUCGCCGACUGCACCAUGACCCAAACGACCCCGAAGCUCGUGCAGCAAACGCAGAGUUUACCCAGAUUGUGCUGCAAGUCGAGCAUGACAAAGAGAAUGGUGGCGGAUUUGUUCAGUUAUUCAAAAAACCGACGCUCAGGAAGCGAGCUCUGCUGGUAAUCUUCGCGACGUAUGUCUUGAGGGAGUCCUACCCUUGGUUAUGUACGGUAAGGAUUAGCAAACCCCAACUCUACUCUAUCUAUGGUCCCAAGCCAACAUGCCUUGCAGGUGUUUGGACCACGAUUGGCACUCUAGGUGUUGCUCUCGCCAUCUCCAUCGUCGAUAGAGUUGGAAGGAGGAUCAUGCUUGUUGUCGGCUAUCCGCUUAUGGCAGUCCUUCUGCUGAGCGAAUCCCUGCUUCAGAAUAGGUACCUUGGCAGCAACGACCGCGGUGGUCUUGCUGCUUGCCUUCUCUUCCUCCUGAUGUUCAUCGUCACCUAUCAGUGCGUGGACGCUCCGACCAUCAUUUGGAUCGCUGAGAUAUGGCCAAUAGCGUAUCGAGCAAAGGGCAUCAGCCUUGGUCUUUGUUCCUACUUCGUGGCUUCGCUCACGUACACAACACCGAGUGCCCUUGCAUUCAAAAACAUCGGUUGGCACAUGUAUCUAUUAUAUAUGGGCCUAUGUGUUAUCUGCUUCGUAAUUGUCUACUUUUUCAUCCAAGAAACUAAAGAUCUGCCCAUGGAAGAACUGGCUGCGCUUUUUGGUGACGAAGUUGUGGUGCAUAUCACCAAGGAUGGAAAGGCGAUCACGGAGGAUAAAGAACUCGACAAUAUCGUGAAAUCACAACUCGAGCAAGUCCAUGCAGAAGACUUAAAAACAAAAAGAACAGCGGUCGCAGAUGAGACUGGUGCUCGUCACAUCGAGUCGGCCUAA
Molecule: messenger RNA, 1554 nt
Organism: Exophiala aquamarina CBS 119918
Lineage: Eukaryota; Fungi; Ascomycota; Eurotiomycetes; Chaetothyriales; Herpotrichiellaceae
Exons: 7
Coding region: 1-1554 (517 amino acids)
Biological process (GO): carbohydrate transport; transmembrane transport
Cellular component (GO): membrane
Molecular function (GO): carbohydrate:proton symporter activity
Source: RefSeq, a predicted model, not a curated record